Messenger RNA from Oncorhynchus masou masou (cherry salmon), 3783 nucleotides. RefSeq names its product sialoadhesin-like. The record is from RefSeq and is a predicted model, not a curated record. The transcript has 13 exons. Gene Ontology annotation, biological process: cell-cell adhesion. Bases 1183 to 3783 code for a protein of 866 amino acids. Lineage: Eukaryota; Metazoa; Chordata; Actinopteri; Salmoniformes; Salmonidae. Gene Ontology annotation, cellular component: membrane.
GUGGGUUGUGUUUAGGAGUAGUAUUAACAUGAGACACAGUGAUGGUGGGUUGUGUUUAGGAGUAGUAUUAACAUGAGACACAGUGAUGGUGGGUUGUGUUUAGGAGUAGUAUUAACAUGAGACACAGUGAUGGUGGGUUGUGUUUAGGAGUAGUAUAAACAUGAGACACAGUGAUGGUGGGUUGUGUUUAGGAGUAGUAUUAACAUGAGACACAGUGAUGGUGGGUUGUGUUUAGGAGUAGUAUUAACAUGAGACACAGUGAUGGUGGGUUGUGUUUAGGAGUAGUAUAAACCUAAGACACAGUGAUGGUGGGCUGUGUUUAGGAGUAGUAUUAACAUGAGACACAGUGAUGGUGGAUUGUGUUUAGGAGUAUUAUUAACAUGAGACACAGUGAUGGUGGGUUGUGUUUAGGAGUAGUAUUAACAUGAGACACAGUGAUGGUGGGUUGUGUUUAGGAGUAGUAUUAACAUGAGACACAGUGAUGGUGGGUUGUGUUUAGGAGUAGUAUUAACAUGAGACACAGUGAUGGUGGGUUGUGUUUAGGAGUAGUAUUAACAUGAGACACAGUGAUGGUGGGUUGUGUUUAGGAGUAGUAUUAACAUGAGACACAGUGAUGGUGGGUUGUGUUUAGGAGUAGUAUUAACAUGAGACAGUGACGAUGGGUUGUGGUUUUGUUGGUUUAAAUGCACACACUCAGUAUCACUUCCCUGUUCUCCUUUCCUGUCUGUCCUCUGACAGACCUCCCGAGUCAUAUCAGAAAUCUGUAUAUACACAUUAGACUUUACAGAACAUGUUCCUUUGUAGCUCAGUUGGUAGAACAUGGCACCUGCAACGUUAUGGGUUUGGUUCCCAGGACCACCCAUUGGUGCUCUAGUCUAGAUCACUGAACCUUCAGUACCACUUUGAUGCAGCCGAUGAGGAGUGAUGGUCAUGGGUGUGUAAAUGGAAUGGGUUCUAAUUGAAUAACAUCAUGGAACUUUGUCCUGUAUAUACAGAACUCAGAAGGGCAAGGUAGGUCAUUAAAAUGUUAACGUUAUAAAUAGUUUAGUUUAGUUCACUUACUUCUUGCUUUCACUCACUACUGUUUAAUAAAAUAAAUAUAUGCCCAGACAUGUCUUUUACACAAUUUCUGUUCUAUUACAGUAACAACCCUUUUCUGGCGUGUUGGUCUGGUUGUCGUGGAUGUUAAUGUCUUUAAUAAACAGGAAGGACAGUUCUGCAUCCACUACUUGUGUUCUGACUGCUUUUAUAAUGUUUCAACACUUCAGGUUUUCACUCACUACCAGACAGUUGACUCACUGUACAAGACCUCUCCUCUUCACUUCACUCUACUGCAGGGUGGGAGAUGCAACAAUGGCCUUGAGAACAGCAGGAAGUGUGUUGGUGGUCUUUCUCUGGUCUGUGACAGUGGUACUGGGUCAGGAUGGCUGGAGUGUGACUUACACCACUCAGAGUAUCUGUACCUUGAAGGGGUCAACAGUGGAGCUGACCUGCUCUUAUACAUAUCCCAGAGGUAAAGUCACAACAACACUCUGGUUCACUAAAAUGGAGGCUGGUAUAGAACCUGAAGAUAUAGGUCAGGACCCAGAGUAUUCAGGUCGUCUGGAGUAUCAUGGAGAUAAGAAGAAAGACUGUACCCUGAGAAUCACAGACCUGAGAGAGAGAGACUCAGCUACGUACAAGUUCAGAUUUCUAACGGAUCAGGAAGGAGGGAAAUUUUCUGGAAGUCCUGGAGUCUCUCUUUCUGUCAAAGGUCUUCAGGUGAAGGUGAUUGGUGGACAUCAGGAUAAGACACUGACCUGUAGCACCACCUGUACUCUGACUGACAACCCCACCUACAUCUGGUACAAGAACGGACAACAUCUAGAUGAGAGCACCUUCCCCCAGUACAAAGACUCAGUCUCCAAUGACUAUGAUGCCAGUUAUUCCUGUGCUGUAAAAGGCCAUGAGGAUCUCCACUCUCCUGCAGUGUGUGUUCAGGGUCAGAGCUGCAACAGAGUGACUUACACCAAGAGGAGAAUCUGUGUCUUGAAGGGGUCAACAGUGGACAUAUCCUGUACUUAUGUUGGUUAUUAUUACACCAAAUCAUCAUUCUGGUUUAGAAGUGAUAAGUCGACCACUGAAGACCUAACCACUGACCCAGGGUAUGCAGGUCGUGUGGAGUACACUGGAACAUACAGAGGUCCCUUCACCCUGAGAAUCACAGAUCUGAGAGAGGAGGACUCAGCUGAGUAUCGCUUCACUUUUAAAACCGACAACAUUGAAUGGGGUCAUAGUAUCCCAGGAACAACUCUGUCUGUCGCAGACCUGCAGUUGAAGGGGACUCCUGCUGCAGAGGGACAGAAGACACUGACCUGUAUCACCACCUGUACUCUGACUGACAACCCCACCUACAUCUGGUAUAAGAACGGACAACAUCUAGAUGAGAGCACCUCCCCCCAGUACAAAGACCCAGUCUCCAGUAACUAUGAAGACAGUUACUCCUGUGCCGUAAAAGGCCAUGAGGAUCUCCACUCUCCUCUGAGGAGGACUCAGCUGAGUAUCGCUUCACUUUUAAAACACACAACAUUGAACUGGGGUCAUAGUUUCCCAGGAACAACUCUGUCUGUCACAGGUCUGCAGGUGAAGGUGACUCCUGCUGCAGAGGGACAGAAGACACUGACCUGUAGCACCACCUGUACUCUGACUGACAACCCCACCUACAUCUGGUACAAGAACGGACAGAAUGUACAAGGUGUCUCCUCCCCCAUGUACUCCAUCAGCAGUGAGGAUGCAGACAGCUACUUCUGUGCUGUAAAAGGCCGUCUCAGCUCUCCUGCAGUGUAUAAACCAAAGACCUCAGUGUCAGUCAGUCCCUCUGGUGAAAUAGUGGAGGGCAGUUCAGUGACUCUGACCUGCAGCAGUGAUGCCAACCCACCUGUCCAGAGUUACACCUGGUGGUACAAGAAGAAUGGAGGUGACUGUCAGAGUAUGACAGGACCACAGCAUGUCUUCAGUCACAUCCAGUCAUCUGACAGUGGAGAGUACUACUGUGAGUCCCAGAAUGAGAUGGGGACAGACAGGUCUGGGACCAUCAACAUGGAUGUGAAAGAGGGAGACUCUAGUCCAGUGUAUGACAACAUCUCAAACAUGGCCAUGACCUCUACUGCAGCACAGACAGCUGACACAGACAACCAGGAUGAUGUUCACUACGCCAGCGUCCACUUCUCUGGCUCCAAAAACCAGGAAGUGCCUCUGUACUCCACCGUCCAGGUGCCUCAGCCCCAGAAAGAGGAUGAGGAUGUCCAGUACGCUGCUCUGAAAUUCAACCUCCCCUGUGCUGCCACCCGAACACUCAAGCCAGCCACACUGAUGUGUCAGAGGAAACACCUUGCACCUGGCGACUGUGUCACACCCGACACGCCACAGGAGUCGCUAGAGCGCAAUGGAACAAGGACGUCCCUGCCUACCAAACCCUCCCCUAACCCGGAAGACGCUGGGCCAGUUAUCCACCGCCUGAUGGGAUUGCGCUGGUGGACCUCUCCUCCCCUCAUGACUCCAGUGAUGGACCUCUCCUCCCCUCAGGACUCCAGUGGAAGACCUCUCCUCUCUCUGGACUCCAGUGUGUCUCCCCUCAGGACUCCAGUGGUGGACCUCUCCUCUCCCCUCCAGGACUCCAGUGUGAUGGACAUCUCCUCCCCUCAGGACUCCAGUAGUGGAUCUCCUCCCAUGAUGAUUCUCCUGGACAUCCCUCCCCUCAGGACCCCAGUGGACUCCAGUGGUGGACCUCUCCUCCCCUCAUGA